This is a messenger RNA of Phytophthora sojae, 672 nucleotides long. RefSeq lists its product as hypothetical. The record is from RefSeq and is a predicted model, not a curated record. Lineage: Eukaryota; Oomycota; Peronosporomycetes; Peronosporales; Peronosporaceae. The annotation marks the transcript as partial. The transcript has a single exon.
GUUUCCCCGACUCGCCUCGUAUCACUGUGGGAUCGCCUUGAAAAGAUGUGGAAUGCGAUUCAAGUAGGCCGUCAGGGUUCGUACUCCGUCGAGCGCCUGGAAAGUCUCGAUCACUAUUGCAAGACAGCGUCACGGACUCGAGUGAUCGCAGUAUGCUUGCUUACUCCAGCACCCGCACUGGUAGUAGCUCUGCCACUGGAAACCCUACCACUCCGACCGCCGUCCGAGGGGUGGGCUGCCAACUGGAUGUUUUGGAUUCGCUUAGCGUUAAUGCACUUGGCAAUGGGUUUUGCUGGCUCGACUCAACAGAUCGCAUUUGUACCCGGUCUUCAGAUUACAGUCUUGGAGCGAUUUCUGGUAGUUUUAGGCUCGAGUGCUGGUUAUCUUGGUGCGUGCCUGGUUGCCGCCGCUACUAUCGGGUUUCCUGUGCCGCUCCAGAUGCAGCUUGGAGCCAUUCCAAUUGGCAUUUCGAUGACAGUGAUGACGCGUCUCGUGCUAGGGCCAGCCCCAUUCGCGAAAGACUCUCCGCAUCUACAGCAUUUCGAGCGACUCAAUCGUGUUAUCUCCGCUCACAUGCUUCUCAUCGGGGUGUAUCCCAUUUACAAAGUUCUUUAUGACCACGUACCUGUGGCAUAUCGAGGAGUAGUGGUUAUCGUGCUGCCAUUGUGGCGC